Culex quinquefasciatus (southern house mosquito) is the source of this 710-nucleotide messenger RNA. Its product is annotated as apolipoprotein D. The transcript has 2 exons. The record is from RefSeq and is a predicted model, not a curated record. NCBI's taxonomy places the organism in Eukaryota, Metazoa, Arthropoda, Insecta, Diptera, Culicidae. Gene Ontology annotation, molecular function: pigment binding. The coding region runs from base 39 to 644 and encodes 201 amino acids.
UAUUCAUACAUUUACAGCAGUCAACGAAGCAAGACACGAUGUACAAAUCACCGCAAGUGUUCGCCGCUGCCCUGUUAGUUUUGGGCUUGUCGUCAGCGGUCGUCUAUGGCGUCAUCUACGACCGACCCUGCCGAACGGAGAUCUCGGUUGUGCAGAACUUCUGCCUAGACCGGUACCUGGGCAAGUGGUACGAAUUGCAGCGCUACGAGCAGCCCUUCCAGAUCAAGGUUGACUGCACCACUGCCAACUACGGCCUGCUUGAUCCGGCCACGGUGUCCGUCCGGAACUCGGCCUUCAGUCUGAUCAACGAAACCUCUUCCGAGGCCAUCGGAACCGCCGUGCUGUCCUUUCCCGAGCAGGAGAUCGUCCAGGCCAAGCUGAACGUGUCGUUCUUUGGAGCACCCAACGAUCGGUCCAACUACUGGGUGAUCGAUACGGACUACGAGAACUUUGCGAUCGUGUGGUCCUGCGAGCCGCUGCCCCAGGACCGGUCCAGCGAAGGAUUUUGGUUCCUGUCGAGGGAGCGCAAGUUCACCGACGACAAGGAUGCCAACGAGCGGGCGUUCGGUGCGAUUCGGAAGUACAUCGAUCAGAACGAGAUCCGGUUCACGAACCAGGCGGACGAGCGGUGUCCGGAUUUCUAGACGGAGCGUGUGUGAUUUUAAGAUUGUGUUUAUUUAUUUGUGAAACCUUUUGACAUUAUGGUGCUA